AUGCUGCGCAACGAACUUACUCGGCCUCGAGAUCGUCAGGCCUUUGAGAUUGCCAUUUUCUGCACACUUGGCGUCGAGGCUGAUGCUAUGAUAGCUUUGUUUGAUGAGAUAUGGGAGCAAAACGAGCAGUUCGAGAAGGCUGAUGGAGAUACCAACGGCUAUACCAUCGGUCGGAUCUGUCAACAUUACGUCGUUCUUGCUCAGAUUCCUCGUAGGGGCUUAGUAUCGGCAUCUACCGUCGCAGCAAACCUCCGACACAGUUUUCCACACAUUCGACUUGGUCUGUUGGUUGGUAUAUGCGGCGCGGUGCCUUUCACACAGACGGAGCAGGAAAUCAUUCUGGGAGACAUAAUCAUCAGUACUCAUAUCAUAAACUCGGGCUUUGGAACACUAUAUUCAAAUAGGUUCAUCCGGAAGAACUCGCUGCAUGACAAUCCAAGCAGACCGUGCCCAGAAAUCGCUGGCUUCUUAUCAAAGCUAAAAGGGAACGUCGCCCGGAGCGAGCUUGAAGGUCAAAUUCGAAAGAAUCUUGCGACCCUAUCUAAUGCGGCUUCGACAUAUCCUGGUGCUCAGGAGGAUAAGCUCUUCGAGGCGACCUAUCGCCAUAAACAUAAUGGAACAGCAUGUUCAAGCGGCGAUUGCUCCGAGAAUGAUGUUUGUCUUGAAGCCUUGGAGCUCUCUUGUGCCGAACUCGGGUGUGACUUUGAGAACUUAAUACCUCGAGCUCGAGUUCAGGCUGCCGCGAGGGAGAUUAGUCCCAAAUCUCACUGUCCGGAGGUACACUUUGGUGGCCUUGCUUCAGCAGACCAGAUGAUCGUUAAUUCUGCCUUAUAUCGCGACCGGAUUGCUGAAGAGGAAGGGGUGAUCGGUUUUGAGAUGGAAGCAGCCGGGCUGUGGGACACAGUACCGACUAUCGUGGUUAAAGGCGCAUGCGACUAUGCAGAUAGUCAUAAGAACAAAAAGUGGCAGCUGUACGCAGCUGCAACAGCUGCAUCCUGCGCCAAGGGUAUAUUAGCAGCCUGGAGAAAGACAGCAAGACCGGUGCAGAGUAAAUCUCGUGUGAAGGAAUUUGUGACAUCGCCGACCCCGACUCAGGUGUUCAGUGGAACAUUCUCGGCUUCGAAGAAUAUCCACAAUGGUGGGACGUACACGGCUGAGACGAUUAGUUUCUGA
Aspergillus melleus is the source of this 1173-nucleotide messenger RNA. RefSeq lists its product as uncharacterized. Lineage: Eukaryota; Fungi; Ascomycota; Eurotiomycetes; Eurotiales; Aspergillaceae. The coding region runs from base 1 to 1173 and encodes 390 amino acids. The record is from RefSeq and is a predicted model, not a curated record. Gene Ontology annotation, molecular function: catalytic activity. Gene Ontology annotation, biological process: nucleoside metabolic process. The transcript has a single exon.